CCUUUGGUUGAUCCUUUGUUUCAUCCUAGGGGCAGCUGUGGCUCAAGGGGCGGCUGUGGCUCAGAGGGUAGAGCACUAGAAAUGGGUCUGGACCAGAAUCACGGUGGGGAGUAUGCUGCGUUUGAGGUCCUGAUUGAGGAGUUCAUAAAAGCCCUCAGAGACUGCGGGAUCGAGCCGCACGUGGUGCUGGAUGGAGGCUCGGACCACACCGACAAGAAGCUCCAGACCGUGACGCUACGAGCCGUAAGUUUUAUCGAGAAGGCCCAUAAAGCGGCGGAGGGCAACAGCCAGGAGGGCAUCCUGCCACAGCUGGUCAAGCUGGUGUUCAAACAGACGCUGGCCCGGCUGGAGGUACCGGUGGCUCAGUGCUACUGGGAGGCUGACCAGGAGAUUGCUGCCCUGGCCAAGGUGUGGCGGUGCCCGGUGCUUUCCAAUGACAGCGACUUCUACAUCUUCGACCUCCCGGCGGGGCUGCUGCCUAUCUCGGACUUCCAGUGGGAGGCGGUGAAGCAGAGCGGCUCGCAGAGCUACAUCCCCUGUAAGAGAUACAACACCUCCAGGUUCUGCAACUUCUUCAGCAUCCAGCGCCAGCUCCUGCCCGCCUUCGCUGCCUUGGCCGGGAAUGACUACGUGAAUCUGCAGAACAAGUCGCGCAUCAACUGGGCUCAGUUUGCCCCGGAAAGAGUUGGGUCAAAAGACCGGCUGAAGGGGCUGCUCUGCUGGCUGAAGGCCUUCCAGCAGCCUCAGGAGGCCUUGAAGGCGGCGCUGCGGCUGAUGGGAGAUCUGAGCAGGAAGACAAAGGAGGAGGUACUGAAGGGCCUGAAUCUGGGAAUGAAGGAGUACCAGCUCCCUCCCAGCUCCCUGAAGAGGUUCUUCAUCCACGGGACGGCACCUCCUCUCCCAGCAGUGGAACAAAAGGUGACGGAUCUGGUUCCAGACUGGAUCCGGCUGCCGCUGACCCAGGCCCGGCUGACUGCAGGCAUCCUUGACGUGCUGCUGCUGCGGAGGAUGACCCUCAGCUACAUCGUGGAUCACGCCGACAUGCCCAGCGCUCACCUGACCUCCAGGCCGCUCCGCCAGGUGAUGUACGGGUUGAUGCUGGGCGACGGGCCGGAGGUGGAGGAGCGAGACAGAGACGGCCUCGAGCUGAGGUUCAUCCCAGUCCGACCUGCAAUCACCGACGCCACUCAGCAGCUGACACUCAGCUCACUGGAUCAGGCUGAGCCCUCCCAGCGUCUACUGGUCUUACUGGGAGCUCUGGGAGUGACCGAGGAUACUCUGAGGUGCCUGCCGUCUCAGCUGCGCCUCCCGGUGGCCGCCACCUGCUACUGGCUGCAGAGAGCUCAGCCUCCUCCGGACCAGGAGGUGGUGAAGGCUCUGCUGCUGGGACUGAGUACUGGAGACGUCCUGAGACACAUAGCAGCUCUGCAGAUUCAGCGCCACAGACAGAAGCUGGACGCCGUCGUGAAUCAUGCCUUAAACCAAUGGCAGUCCUGCCUGAAGGUCAGCGUCCAGCUGAAUCAGCUGCUGGGGCUCCCCCUACCUGAACCAUACAUCGCCAGGUUGUAUGAGGGGACACUGGUCCACCAGCUGAUCCUCAUGAUGAGGUCUGGAGGAAAGCUACGCUCAGGUGUGAAACAGUACCAAACCAUGCAGGCUGUCGUCCACCAGUUUCACACUCGGGAGGCGCCGGCACCGUCAGAGACCCAGGAGGGAGCGGCGGCUCCACAGCGCAACCCUUUGGACGACCUGACCGCCACCCUGCAGCUCUUCCUCCCGGACGAAGAUGAGGACUUGGAGGCGAGCAGCUCGGUCAGAGUCGAGGAGGACCUGCACCUGAACCACCUGGUGUAGUUGAAAUCUCGGUACCGAGCUAAAAAGAGAAAGAACCGGUGCAAGAACCCAGAACUGGCCCGUAAACAGGAGUGCCGGGGCUGGGACCUCCUCUGAUCCAUCCGACUUUUAUUCAUCAUUCAGUCUCUGACUGCUGAAUGUUUCAAUCUUUUGUAAAACUUUUAAAUUCUUAAGCUCUCUGAGUUUUUCUUCACUUCUCUGCUACUCAGGGACGAAUGUUUCUCAUCUAGGCUUCAGGAGUGAAAAUGUGUCAAUUUCUUCAUAUUUUUCCGUAUUUAUCUGAUAUUAUUAUUUUUAUUUGAACUCAAUGAGAUAAGAAAGUAGGAAUACAAAUAAAGAAAUGUUAAAUCUGUGGUUUUAUGGUGUAAAAUUAUAUUUCUUGUCUGACACGUGAAUAAAGUUUAUAUUUGUAUAUUGUAUGUACACACAGUGAAAAUAUGAAAAGAAAGAAAGUGAGCUCCUUUAAAAGAUUUAUAAAAUUUUAAUAAACAUUUUAUUCUCAUCCACACACACGGGUCAUAAAAGAGCAGAUAAAGAGAGUCUGAGGUGUGAUAGGCUGAAUUCACUUUUAUCUUUUUCUUAAAUAUUCAGUUUACAACGAUAUAAGAUAAGGUAUUAUAAAUUCUCACAUUUAAGGAGCUAUAAUGAGGGAAUGGUCGACACUUCAAAUGCUUAAAAAAUUAAAUUAUCAUUUUGAUAAACUCAUUGAGUUUGUUGCAGACCUUUUUGUUUUAAUUGUCAGAAAAUAUAGAAUAAUAUUUUCAGCUGAGUGACAUUUUAAAGCUGCUUUCAGUCCAAAACCUGAAUAUAUUUAAUUUACUACAACAAACUAAGAAGAGAUUCAGAAUAUUGUGACUUUGCUUGAAAAAUGAAGAUUAAGAGAUUAUCCAAUUUGUUGCUGUUCAAUUUUCUGUCGAUCCACUUUUCGAUGAGAAAUUAUUGAUUGGAAACACUUUGACAGACUUUUGUUAUUUCUGGUUUGUUUACAAAAUUAUCCCAAAACAUAAAUAUGAAAAUAUGUAUAAAAGUGUUUGGAUUUUAUUUAACUAAUUAUCUUUAAACAUUUUA
Molecule: messenger RNA, 2922 nt
Organism: Sebastes umbrosus (honeycomb rockfish)
Lineage: Eukaryota; Metazoa; Chordata; Actinopteri; Perciformes; Sebastidae
Product: protein asteroid homolog 1-like
Exons: 7
Coding region: 82-1854 (590 amino acids)
Source: RefSeq, a predicted model, not a curated record